AUGGGUAGCAUUCCCUUCAAUCCAGCCGUCGCAAUGCGCUUCCUCGACUACUACAAUAUGACCUUACAGUUCCAGUCCACACUGGGAUACCUCAAAGCGCCACCCGCAGGCUACCAACGAGCGCCAUUCGACGUCGACCAAGCCUUAGAGCAGAUCAAGCAGAACGUGACUGCGGCUGCCUACAACAACCAAUACGAAUUUGAGGCACAAAUUCAGCUCCUGGUAAACCAGCUUCAUGACACACACGUUAUCCUCAAUGCCGGGGCUCUGUCGGCAUUCUCCUUCGUCGGCUCAUAUGGGCUUGUAAGUGCGUCAAUUGACGGCAAACAAGCGCCAGACAUCUACCUUGAUCAGGACCUAUACGAAGCUUGGGCGAUUGAUGAAUACGAAGCGUCACCUGUGACCCAUAUCAACGGGGUCGACGUGAUCGAAUACCUGGAAAGCUUUGCCAACCAAAAUUCGCAAGGCUUCUUGGAACCACAUGCAGAUUGGAAUGCGAUAAUGAAUAGUCCUGCGCUCAAUAUCCAGGGUAUUCCGAGUACAUUCCAGUCGGCAAGGCUUUACCCCGGCAAUGGAGUCUUCUCUGAUGCGCUAAACUUUACACUCCAGAAUACCACUGUCGUCGAAACCGUCUGGUGGGCAAUCUGCAUCGGUUGUGAGGAUACAGGACCCCUUACCACUGGCGGCGACUUCUACAACUAUUUUGUUCUUGGCUUCUUGCCAGACAGUUAUAGUGAAGGCGAGCAGUGGUGGCCAGCCAUCGAAGACGAGGUUCCUCCUCCAGCCGACCAAAGCGAUGGUACGUUCAACUUCACAGCGGCACUGGAAAUUUAUUGCAAUGAAGGAGCUUCGUCGAGCCAAAACUGGUGCAUGAACAGCUUUGGCGCAUACCCGAAUAACCCCAUGACCAUCCAAGCCGACCUUUCCAUCACAGGAGGAGGCAUCGUGUCCAGCUAUAUGUUAGAUGGGAAAUCUACCGCUAUCCUUAGCAUACCCUCAUUCUAUCAGAACGGUAUCGAUACCUCCAACUUUCGGCAGGCGAUUCGCGACUUCAUCGGCAACGCAUCACAAAGUCCGGCUUCCCGUGUCAUUAUCGAUCUGCAACAGAACUCUGGAGGUCUUGUGUUCCUUGCGUACGAUACCUUCAAGCAAUUCUUUCCGAAUCUUGAGCCCAACGGUGCAAGCCGCCAGCGCAGUCAUGAAUUGAGCGAUCAUCUUGGUGAGGCUUAUACAGAAUGGUGGGACCACUCAGGCCAGGCCCAGCCUGAAAACUACAAUUGGGCGUCGAGCGAGUGGAUCGUCACUAAUCGCAUCAACGCCGCUACUGGGAAAACUUUCUCGUCUUGGGACGAGUUCUACGGUCCAGAGAUUAGCAACGGCGACACCUUCUCGGGGAGUCAACGAUACAAUUUGUCCGAUGAGAGUUUCGACUAUUCCGCAUUUGGCGACUACCCAUAUGGCUACGAUCCCAGCGACCCCAUAACCAACACUUCACCACCUUGGGCUCCUGAACAGAUAGUCAUUCUUACUGAUGGCUUGUGCGCCUCUGCAUGCGCUGUUUUUGUCGAGUUCAUGACCUAUGAAGCUGGAGUCAAAACCAUUGUCGUUGGUGGUCAGCCCAAGCCCGGCCCCAUGCAAGCAGUCGGCGGCACUCGUGGCGCCGCCGCAUACUCUGCUGACGCCCUCGACUACGAUUUUGACGAAGGAUUGCAGUAUAUGCCUGUGAAUAAGCCCGAAGUAGUUAUACAACUGCCCAACCGAACGGAUACAGGAAUGUGGAUCAAUUACGCCGGUUUCACAGUCAGGAACCAAGUGCGCGGCACGGAGCUCACACCCCUCCAGUUCCAAUACCAGGCUGCCGAUUGUCGUAUCUACUACACGCUUGAGACGAUCUAUAAUAUGACGCAACUUUGGAACCACACUGCUCGUGCAGCAUGGGACGACUCGACGCUUUGUGUCCAGGAUUCCACAGGUUAUCCAACGGCCCGCAACAAGACUUCGGCCAAACUGCCCCCAUCAGCCAUACCCGCCGCCUCACUGGCAGUCUAUGACUUCUCGCCGCCGCCGUCCGCUGAUAACGCAACCAGGUAA
This is a messenger RNA of Alternaria novae-zelandiae, 2091 nucleotides long. RefSeq lists its product as uncharacterized. The record is from RefSeq and is a predicted model, not a curated record. The transcript is spliced from 3 exons. Bases 1 to 2091 code for a protein of 696 amino acids. Gene Ontology annotation, biological process: proteolysis. Gene Ontology annotation, molecular function: serine-type peptidase activity. Lineage: Eukaryota; Fungi; Ascomycota; Dothideomycetes; Pleosporales; Pleosporaceae.